UCAGUAGCGGAAGGACGUGAUUGUCGUUUUUGCAUUCGUCGCCGCAACCGCCCGUCGUCGCGAGUUAGUUAAUUGUGACAACACGACAACGAUAUCGGUUCGUAGUGCUUUUUUACCGCGAGUUUCGCUUCGACACUACCCCGCACCCUCAUCAUACUCCGCAACCCUACCAAUAUAGUAACUCCCAUCAGUUGACCAGUUCGGGGGUGUGAGUGAGUUUAGUGAACAUUUUAAAUGACUACCUUCGGAAAAGGUCCAGUGGACUGCCGAGUAGUGACUAGCAUUAGAUUUAGUUGCAGUACACACGCGAGCUAGUGAUAUACCCCCGAGUCCAGUGGAAAGUGUGAGACCAGUUUAGCGAAUGAGAGUGUGAUCUUUGACUAAGUGAUUGUGGUACAGAAUUAGUCGAGCUUAUUAGUGCUACAGUUUUUAAGAAAAUUCUUACAUUUUUCCGUCUUUUUUCAAACUUAAAAUAAGUUCUAAAAUAGCCGCGAGAUUUUCAUAACCGAUAGUAUAGUUGCAAAUAAUAGUGACGUUUUACUAAUUGUUAACCAAUGUUGAUGACACUGUGUAAGAUUGUUCAAUUCUAUUGUUAGCAGAAGUGGGGGCGUAUUUUGCUGAUUUGUGCCAUGGAUAAUCCCAGCUAUGGAACAUCUCAUAUGUCGUCGCCCGCACUAGUAGUAUUUUCCCAGGCCGCAAACGGAUUAAGUGACGCACUGCGAAUACAGCGGCCAUUCCAAACACAACUUCCGGACGCCAAAGAUCUGCACCACCUUUCACUAAUGAGUGGCUACGGAGCCCAUCUGCUGCAUGGUUUCCAGCCCCACUUCCUCCACCCGCUGAAUCCGGCUGUAUCAACGGCCAGUGGGACCAGUCCGUUCGGCGGUGGAGGAGCCUUCGUGAAGCCGUUUCCUUCGAACCUGCCACUCCCGUCUGCCUUCACGCCACCGAAAUGUCUCGGAUUCGGAAUCGACCAAAAUAUCUUUUCGAAGGGACUCCUGUUCGGCGGUAGCAGUGGUUCGGAGUCCUUCCGGACGUCCGAUUCAUCGAGUCCAGCGUGUACUUCCCUAUCGCCACCAGCGAAAGACGAAUCGAUGGAGGGACACACCAGCGAAGAAGGAGAUCGGGAUCGAAUAUGCAGCCCGGAACGAAGUCCGGAGACACCUGGCUUCAGACUGGCGGCAUACCGUUUCUAUGAAAGCUUCACUAAACAAGGAAUCGGUCCACCGAAAAAAAGCUUUGUUGGAACACCACCUCCUAACUCCUGUCCGAUCUGCGGUAUCCAGCUUGCACCAAGUGACCUAGAGACCCAUUUUUCCGCCGAGCUUACCCGACUUAGUAAGAUGAGUUCAGCUGCCGAACGGCUGGAGCUUCGGCGAACGCUAGGCGUUGAUAUGCACGCGAUGCAAAGUACCCUUCAGGGUCGAACCAGUCGCUGGGAGACGUUCAAAAAUAUACGCAACAAGCGUCAGGAUCGCCUCCGGGGCAAACUGCGAAAACGAAAAUUCGAUGGUGAAGAUGGAUUCGGCAUCCAACUGGCGAAUGUUAACUGCCAAUCUUGCCCGGUGUGUCAUGGAAGGCUACAACGAACCCAGGAGGAAAUUGCUCAGCAUAUCGAGGACUGCGUGAGAAAGCAGCAGCAUCACCACCAACAGCAACAACAACAACAACAACAGCAGCAGCAAAGCAGUCAACCUUCCACUCAGGAUGAAGAUGAGACUGUGGAUGUUGAAAGCUAUGGAGACGAGACCUCCAAUGGCGCAAUCAAUAUGACGUCAAAUGUGAUUCACCACACAAAUAGUAGUCUACAUAAUAACAAUAACAACAACAACACACCACUAAAACCGGAACCAAUGACAAAAAUUCCACCUAUGGAAGAAAGUGCCAUCACUUCGCUUAGUUCGAUUGUCCCGCACUGGGACAGAAAAACUACACGACUCAACCUGCCGCUAAACUGCACAGCCACUUCCGAUAACUCCAUAACACGAGUGACUCCUACCAGCAGCGAUCAGCGUAUCGAUGUCGAUUACGAACAGGAUCACGACCACAGUCAGGAUAUGGUAACCGAUAACGACGAAGAAGUAAUUGUGGAUAACACGGACGACGAUGACUGUCUCAAACGACACCGACCCACGCUGACUACGUUAGGAGGACAUCUUGGCAACGGGGGGCUCAACAGCAAUAUGCUUCGAGACGAUAAAAAUAGCACUGAAGAGGCAACCUCGUCAGUGGAAAUUGAUUCCGCGACGGAUUCGAUGUCCAUUCGAACGGCUGGAAAUACACCCAACUCGGACUCGUACGUCAGUACUUCGGAACCAACAGAACCUUCUUCAAAGGCUCAAGUAUUGGAAGAGCUAAAAGCACGGAUACGAGAGCUGGAAGGAUCACCGCACUACAAAUGUUUCAUAUGUAAGGAAAAAUGUAAGACGUUGAUUAUAUCAAAAAUUUGCGGACACUACUUGUGCGAGGAGUGCUGGAUAACAGAAUCGGAAUCCUCCAAGUCCUGCCCACGCUGUAGAAUCGUUACCGCAAAUACUGACUUUAGAAAAAUUCACGCGUAGAUCUGGAUCGUAAAAUAGAUAUUUAUUUCAAUAUUCACCUAUUUAUUUUCAACAUUUGUAGAAACUUGUCAGUAAGUAAGCAUUUUAUGCGAUAUUCAAAAAAUAAAGUUUCGAUUUCGAACUUCAAAGCUACUCUUUGAACUAUUUGCUAGUUGCAUUGAAACAAGCAAAGUAAAUUCAAUAACAAUGUGCAAUAAAUGUCAACUUUUGUUCAAUUUUGAAAACUUGUCACUGAAAAUUAAAAGAUAUUCAGCAUGAUUGUUAAACGUAAGAAAAUCAUCCCCAGUGAUAGAAACCAGCUGAAAUGUGCGAUGAGGUGGAAAACAAUAUCAAUCUUUCUGAAAGCGAACAAAUAACUUAUGUAAAAGAUUAAUUGUUAUAUCAAUAUACAUUAAUAGAAAAUAAUCGAAAUAAGCUUCUAGCUGAAAUACAACAACUAAAUUUAACCUGUUAUGUAAAUAGCCAGGACUAUAGAAUAAGAUAAAUUAUUGAGAAUAGUAUAAUGAAACUCUUUUCACACUUCCUCUAUUUUCACAUAGCGACAGGCUUUCAACAGAAUCUACUGCUCUUGAUACGGAUAAGGUGGAUGAAAAAAAAUAUUACGAAAACAAAUCUCAAUCUGUUUUUAUGCCAAUUUCUCAUAGCCGCAAUGUCAAUAUUUCUCAAAGAAAGGUAAAUAAAAUAUGUGAUGA
Malaya genurostris is the source of this 3253-nucleotide messenger RNA. It is a transcript of the gene tey, whose product is annotated as protein Teyrha-meyrha. The transcript is spliced from 11 exons. NCBI's taxonomy places the organism in Eukaryota, Metazoa, Arthropoda, Insecta, Diptera, Culicidae. The record is from RefSeq and is a predicted model, not a curated record. Gene Ontology annotation, molecular function: ubiquitin protein ligase activity. Bases 630 to 2561 code for a protein of 643 amino acids. Gene Ontology annotation, biological process: protein ubiquitination.